AGACACACCACGCGUGGCAGAGCACACCACGCCCCAAUUCGAGAUCGAUCAGCUCCAGCUCGUGGAGUGUGCGUAGCUUGAUUGCACUUGCGCAGCGAGGUUAAUCAGCUGCAACGGCGGCGAGGUCGUCGUCGCGGAGGAGAGGACGGCGUCUGUUUCGGUGGUUGGUGCUUCCGCCAUGCUGCAGGGGGAGGAGAAGAAGGCCGGGAAGGUGAAGAAAGGGUGGCUGGCGGUGAGGGUCGGGGUGGAGGGCGCCGACGGCGGCGACGGCGGCGGGUUCCGGCGGUUCGUCAUCCCGAUCGCCUACCUCUACCACCCCUUGUUCCGCCGCCUGCUUGAGGCGGCGCGCGACGCCUACGGCUACGACUCGGCCGGCCCGCUCCGGCUCCCCUGCUCCGUCGACGAGUUCCUCCGCCUCCGCUCGCUCGUGGAGCGGGAGACCCACGCGGCCGGCGGCGGCGGCGGCGGCUCGUCGUCGCCGCACCGCGUCCACGCCGGCGGCGGAUCGCACCACCACCACCACUACUCCUUCUCCCCGUGCACCCGCGCCAAAGUCAGCUCCUGAUCGAUCGAGCUCGCUUCCGUGCGCCAUGGCGGAGUCGAUCUGCCGGCGAGGACGCCCCGCGUACGUGUACAGUAGCGAUUAGCUAUAGCUAGCAGAGACAGUACACGACGAGAGGAGAGUGGAGUGGCAUACAGUAGCUAGGUGAUUAGUGAUUUGCUCCGGGUUUUCGAUCUCAUGAUUUUGGUCUCUUGAUUUCCCCUUCUUCUUCUUGAUCUUUUUGAUCGAUCUUGUAUAGACGCAUGUAUGAUAGAAUUGACAGGUCGACUUAUGUAUGUAUAAUUAUCAGUUGAACUCACAGUUCAUAGCUAUUAUAUUCUCUUCACACAUUUUAUA
Oryza sativa Japonica Group (Japanese rice) is the source of this 898-nucleotide messenger RNA. Its product is annotated as auxin-responsive protein SAUR32. The record is from RefSeq and is a predicted model, not a curated record. NCBI's taxonomy places the organism in Eukaryota, Viridiplantae, Streptophyta, Magnoliopsida, Poales, Poaceae. Gene Ontology annotation, biological process: response to auxin.